AUGCCGAAUUAUAUGAAUCAGGCUGAAAUAGCAAAGGAUUGGAAGUAGAAGAAGGAGGCUAUUGAUUGGCUCUGCACUUUUGCAAAAAAAGAGGCUCAAGCUUUGAAUGGCCAUAAAUAUUCCAAUAAGUUCUUGGAUUUGUUGUGUAAACUUAUAGAUGAUGGAAAUAAAAACAUAGCUCUGUAUACCUGCGAAUAGUUCAUCCAAUUAGUUGAACCACUUAAACUUCCUCUAUAAAACAACUAUGUUAACAUAUGGAAUGGGGUCUUUAAAGUUGUCUCGUCGACAAAUAACUCAGUAAGGUAAUCAGCUGAAUCACUAUUUCACGAACUUAUGAUACAUAUUGACAUUCAAUAUUCAUUACCUUAAAUCUAACAUCUCAUAUUGUAUGGUCCAGCCAAAUCUAAAGGCAUAGCCAUCACAAUGUUAGCAAAUUUUGUAUAAUAAUUUUAUGAUGAACGACCGUAAUUAGUGGUGAAACACCUUGUACCUUUGGCUAAGAAGUUACAAGAGGAAUAGAAACCAGACAUUAAAAUAGCUUCCUAGAAACUAUUCUAAGCAUUGGUCUCUACAUGUCCAAACGAUGUCGCUCAUUUGAAGUUAUUAAAAUGA
Messenger RNA from Paramecium tetraurelia, 612 nucleotides. RefSeq lists its product as uncharacterized. Lineage: Eukaryota; Ciliophora; Oligohymenophorea; Peniculida; Parameciidae. The transcript has 3 exons. The record is from RefSeq and is a predicted model, not a curated record.